Anneissia japonica is the source of this 1080-nucleotide messenger RNA. RefSeq lists its product as uncharacterized. Bases 163 to 768 code for a protein of 201 amino acids. Lineage: Eukaryota; Metazoa; Echinodermata; Crinoidea; Comatulida; Comatulidae. The transcript has 4 exons. The record is from RefSeq and is a predicted model, not a curated record.
UCUACUGAAGAAGCUACUCUGUUCGUUUGGCUACAACGGGGUAUUCCAGCACUUUUGUCGAUCGAUUGGGGAGAUGGCUCUCCAACGGAAGAAGUAGAUAGAAAUUCAACUAGCCCUGACGUGCCAGACAAUAUUACACACUUAUUUAUUGCCUCUGGCAACAUGACAGUAAAGGUAAACGCAAGUAAUCUGUGGAACUGGGAAGUAUUUGAAUUGGAGAUCACAGUUUACAACCCGGUUGAUUUAGAUGCAUAUGAAAUUACUACAAAUAGUCCGCAACCAAAUGGAUUAGGAGAUGUUAAAGGCGUUAUUACGAUCGUUACAUCAUACACUAACGGUGCUGUAAAGCCAGCAACUUUCGCUGACGUCACAAUAACCGGUGGCUAUGCAUUUGAUGAGGUCCUUAAAGACAAGAUAUAUGACAUCACAUCUGUUGGCGACUCCUGUACUUUAAAAAUCGAAUUCACGUACCCUGGUGUAUACCUCCUCACUUUAAAGUUCGAGAAUCCCAUCAAUAGUGAGGAAUAUGAAGUCGAGGUUGAGAUCCUGGAUAUUAUCUAUGGUUUUGAGGUUAUACCGCGACAUAUACCGGUCGAAGAACAAUACAGAUCGCCAGAAGAUGGCACUUUUAUUGCUGGCGUUUGGUAUAUGCCAAUUGAAGUACCGGUUUUAUUCACAGCAACGGUAGAACAAGGUAGCAUUGUGUUAUGGCCUGUCCAGACUAUCAAAUUUUUUUUGACAAAAUGUGACAUGAAAAUAUGGUCAUAAUGCCACCACAUCAUGUAUAGGCAUCGUGACUGUAUAUGUGCAUACAGCAGUCCGUUUUUGUCAAAGCAAAUGUGAUAAUCUGAUCAUAACCACGCACACACCGUUUACGCAGAUAUUAGGUUAAGUACUCAAACAUCUGUCGAAAUAAUUCUAUUUUUCAUUAUUGAGCUUAAAUCAACACCUUAUUUGGGAAAAAGAUGUUUUUUUAUUUGUAUUAUAAUUAUAUAACACUCUCACAGUAAAAGUUACUGUAACCAGCAUUAAGAUGAGGCGGACAAUAUGUUAAAUUUAACCACAACAUUUUGUUCACAU